Molecule: messenger RNA, 2016 nt
Organism: Penicillium canescens
Lineage: Eukaryota; Fungi; Ascomycota; Eurotiomycetes; Eurotiales; Aspergillaceae
Product: Zn(II)2Cys6 transcription factor
Exons: 4
Coding region: 1-2016 (671 amino acids)
Biological process (GO): positive regulation of transcription by RNA polymerase II
Cellular component (GO): nucleus
Molecular function (GO): zinc ion binding; transcription cis-regulatory region binding; DNA-binding transcription factor activity, RNA polymerase II-specific
Source: RefSeq, a predicted model, not a curated record
AUGAAUCUUCGGACAUCUGCGAAAUCGCAGGCGCGAUCACCUACUGUCGACUCGAAGACAUCGACUCCAAAAAGCCAGACAAGCGAUUCACAAAGUACACUACGUCCGCGCCGGAAGAAGACAACGGGCAUUGCAGACACCAAAGCGAAGAGGGUGCGCACGGGCUGCCUGACUUGUCGCGAACGACAUCUCAAGUGCGACGAGGCCUUAGGACGGUGUCAUAAUUGUCGCAAGUCGAACCGCAUCUGUCGACGUGGUGUUCGCCUCAACUUUAUUGAUAUUCAAAAUGUGGCGCCUCCACAUGUUGUCGCUCGACCCCAUGGCGCCAAAGUGACAUUUCGCGAUGAUUCGCGCUUGAUCGCGUCUGAAUACGUUGGAGGGUUCGAGAAAUACCCGCCCGUUCAGCCGGAAAGUCCUGCUGAAGAGCAAAGACUUUUGCACCAUAGCUUCGAGGCUAUGGGGCCUGAUGACCUGACGAGUCUUUUCCAAUCUGUUGCUCAUUCUUUCGAUCCGCUAGAUUUUGAUAUUUCCAACCCAGACAACGCAGAUUUUGGAACCGAUGUCUGGCAGCAGUCUCAUCUGGUACCAGGAGAUGAACUCCUUCCGCAUGGGACAUCCAACUUCGCACGGAAACUGGCAAAAAAUGAGGGAAGUCAUUCCUUCAUCGCAGAUCCUGACCGAAUGCUUCUUUUCCGUGCUUUUGUCGAACACGUUGGGCCCAGGCUGGAUGCGAUGGAUGCAAUGAACCAUUUUACCCAUAUUAUUCCGUACUACGCCCUCGACGAACCUAUGCUGCUCAAGGCACUCCUAGCGUGCGGCGCUAGACAUCUUUCCCUUGUAGAUUCUUCUCACGGGGACGGAAAGGCCAUGCAGCUCUACGACGAGGCUACCCAGGAUCUGUUAAACUCCGUCCAUGAUUCUAAUCGUGACUCUGUUCUAUGUGCGGUAGCGGCUCUGGUUCUUGGCUUCUUUGAAACAAUGUCAUCGCUAUCCUCACAUCGGAAAGUCCAUAUCGCAGGCUCGCGAGCUUUGAUUCGAGAAUGUGGCUGGACUUCCAAAACUCCAGGGCUCGGUGGAGCGUGUUUCAGAAUCAGCAUCAGCGCAGAGCUACUUAAUUGUGUACGAUAUAAUUGGAGUCUGUCCUGGGAUCCAAACACUUGGGGGAUUGAUAUGGACAUGGACCAUUGCCACACUUCCGGUGGGAGCAGCGACGAUUCAUGGUCUCAUCGCAUCCUCUAUAUCUGUGCAAAGGUCGUGAUCUUCCAAGCAUCGUUGUGUCAAUCUCAGGGUUUGAGCAACGAUGCAGUUAGGGCUCAGCUCAACGAUCGAUUCCAGGAAUGGAGUCUUUACAACAGCUGGUGCGAUCAGUGGGAGAAAUCGGCCCCCAAGUCGAUGGCUCCUCUUGGGUACUUGCAGCCCUGGCAGACAAGCUCCAAAUCCGCGUUUCCGGAGGUUAUGAUACUUAAACGACCUGCAAUCGUUGCUCGGCUAUUUUUCCAUGUGACGCGAAUUUUGCUAUCCAAGUCAAACCCUCUGCAGUCAGAAUUCGAUGGAGACAUGCGUGGGAUGCAAAGAACCCACGCACACGAAAUUUGCGGCCUCAUCGCAUGUACCAAGGACCGAAGUCUUUCCGAUAUCUCACUACGCUGUCUUGCAAUCGCUGCAGAAUGUCUAGAAGCCCGCUCGGCCCAAGAAGAAGUGAUCGGCAUUUUUGAUGCUAUCGCCAAGACUACUACUUCCAACAUUGAAUCAAUCAAAGAUGAUCUAAGGCAGAUUUGGAGCUGGGUCGAUGCUCACCCGGACACUGUUACCCCGGCCCAAAUGCACAACCACUACUACGAACUCGAUCCAUCGCUAGCAAUCUCCGAAGCAUCUGGCUCAUCUUCGGAUCUAUGUAACCCACUCACGACAACCGGGGACUUUUCAAUGGAGAAUCAUCCGUAUCAGGGAUAUUAUGUACCACCUCACCAUCACCAUGCACUCGAUCAGUAUGACUAUGGUGCAUAUCUGAUGUGA